GCAGAAAGCACCGAUCAGAUCGGUGCUACAUGUAGAACAGAAAGAUAACAAGAUCCGGAAGAACUUACCUGUAACUUUGAGCCGAUCGGAUUCAAGGAUCGACCCCUCCUGGAGCUUACUGGAGCAUUUGUCUACUGGACUAUAGAGACACAAAAUGCAAGCUUACGUGUACAUGUACAUGGAUGUGACUUUUAGCUAUUUUGCUGGCCCCACUUAAAACUUCAACUAUGUUCAGUCGAAAGAAGAAGAAAGCCCAAGCCCCACCCCCCAGUGAUGCAUUACCCCCCACCAGUACCCCACCGCUGAACAAUGCCACUCUGCUGAAGGGUAAGAAAACUUCGAAAAAGGAUAAGAAGAAGAAGAAGGAGUCAUUCACAUCGGAUGGCAGCCCGUCCGUCACUCCGAAAAAGAGAGGCUUCCGAUUUGGAAAGAAAAGCAAAGCACCUGCAUCUCCGUACAAUGACUCCUCCAGUGUGGCUAAUGAUUCCGUUGGCGACAGCAGCUCCCUGUACCAGUCGGGUGACAAUGCAGAUCUCAACACCACCAGGCACAGCAAUGCUACGUCGUAUUCUUCCAGCUUGAAUCAAAGCUCUCGGCACGGAGACCUCAGAAGUCCUAGUUUCGGAUCGCCUAUGAGCCCGUCAGACAGUGUGACGACAGGAAGUGCCUCCGGUUCCUACCAGGAGGAGCAGAAUCACACCAGCCGAGGGUAUGAAGAGAGGGACCUGGAAUUUUGGGAUGAGGCCGAUGUGCUCCAGUGGCUUGGAGAUCAGGGACUAGACUAUUUUGUUGAACUGUUUGAUGGCUGUGAAAUUGAUGGAGAGUACCUACUUGAUGUUACAGAAGACGACUUGAUUGAACUUGAAGUAGAUGAGCCAUCCCUCCGAAAGAGUUUGCUCAACGCUGUUCAAGGUGUCCGUCAGAAACAGGCCCACAGUAAUGUUCCCACCUUAGACCAGCAGCUAUCAGCACUGGGUCAAACCACCGACAGACUGGGAGGGAAGACGGCCAAGAAACUCAACGAUUUGUCCAAGGCAACCACCGUGGCCACGUCGGAUGUGAAAGAUUCGCCCAGGAAUCUGAGCCCCCAACCCAAACUGGUGCUUAAGAAACCUCCCCCAGCAUCUGAUUCUGAGUCAGAUUUUGACUUUGAUUCAGAUGAUUUGGGCAACCCUCUGGAUGACCUUCUUGACAACAGCGGCAAAAAGAGAGUAUCAGAUGAUGACGAGGAGUCUUCCCCGAGAGGUCCAGUUGAAAAAUCAGGGGCCCCGAGAGGAAGCGGCAAAAAAGCAGGAAUCUCGGAAAGUGUCGUUGCUAAGACGGACAGCCAAAGAAGCAAGGACCAAAUUGAUGGAGCUCCUCCUGACAAUCCUUCCGCAGCUUCAGAUUCUCCUCAUUCUCAAGGGAAACCUCCUAAUGAGUCUUCAACUCCUGCUGGCACGACUGAUGCAUCAGAGAUGCCAGCCAGCCCCACCAGAACUGUUUUUCCCAAGAGCCGCAGCAACAACGUGCAUAGUCCCCGGAGGCGAUCAGAGAGCAUCGUGACGACCUGGUCCCAGAAAGACGUGCUAGUAUGGUUACAGGAGGCCCAGCUAACUCACCUCAAAAAUCACUUCAUCGAACACAGAGUAACUGGGACACAGCUGUUCAACAUUGAUAUGCAACUCUUGGACUCCAUGGGGAUCACAUCAGAUGACGACAGGGAGCUUCUUCUGGCCAAGCUGUAUGAGCUGAGCAACCCAGCCGCUAACGUGCCUGAGAAAGAUCUGAUCAGUACUUUGAGCAAUACCAGCGGCUAUGAACACCGGAAGUACAUGGCGGCCAUGAAGGUCCUCCAGUCGUCAGACAGCGAGGAAGUCCAGAUUCUGCCACCUGAAACGUUGGCGGUACCUGAUUCAUUCAGCAGCUCCAGCCGCACCCCGAGCACAGCCAGCGAUGCUGGGAAGGGGGAGGAGAAGAAGAAAAAAGGAGGUUUGUCCAAGUUAAAAGGUGUCAUCUCGCCUAAGAGGAGGGAAUCUCGAGAUUAUAACUUGGUCCAGGUCUGGACUGACAUCUUGAGAUCAGGAGAUACAACAGUGUCAAUGCGUCUGACAGAGACAGAGAAUGUCCAAGACCUAAUCAAGCUGUGCCUAGACCAGCUGGACACGGUGGAAGAUUGGAGGCUGUAUUGCAUUUUAGAUGCUGCUGGAUCCUUGACCGAUCACAAAGACAAAGGGUUUGAGCGAGUGAUGGAGGAUGGAGAGUGUCCGGUCGUCGUGCAGCAGGACUGGCCGGAGCGGCAGCCUCGCCACUUUGAGCUGCGGCAGAGGCCAGCCCAGGGGGGUUCAGUUAAGGUUGUGCUGCGUCUGGACGACGAGAAGCCCAAGGGCAAGUUGCUGGCCAUCUCUCUGUCCACGCCGGCCAAGGAGGUGGUGCCUCUGGGCCUGAAGAAGUUUGGCCUGACGUACUCCGACCCCAAGAAAUACUGCUUGCUGGAGGUGGAUAAAGCUGGAGAUCUGCAUGAUGUAGACGAUGAUUCCCUUCCGCUGCAAUCUGAUUCUCAUGCCUUUGUGCUAUGCGAAGCGGCCAGCAAGGACAGCCAGCUGGCCUUGUACGAUGAUAGGGAGGAAACCGAAGACAAGGUUAAAGUACAGAGGAACGACUCACAGACGUCAAAAGCCUCCUCCAAAGUCUCAUUCUCAGGGGUCAGUCUAGGGUCGUCUGCAGGCUCCGAUGACCUGCUCGCCUGGCUGCGCAUAGACAACAAAAAACUUAGCAAACUAGAGGAGGAGAUGGCAACAAUUGAGGAAUCUCUUGGGCCAGCAAAGGGCAGUUCAAAAGGGGCCAACAGAACGAGUACACAGGAUACUAGUUCAUCUAAACCACCAACUUCACCGCAACCAGCAGAUGAGAGAGCUGAGAAGAAUGCAAAAGAGAAAGACGUCAUUAUAGCCAAACUUCACCAAGAGAACAAAACACUGCAAGAAAAAGCCAAGCAGCUUCCAGUGGUGCAGAAGGCCCUGAUCCAGCUACAGCAGACAUACAAGCAGAACGAGACCGAUUCCAAACAGAGGUUGAAAGAAAAGAGAGAGUCUCUGACAACGGGAUCAGGAGAGUCAUUGCCAAAGGCCAUCACAGACAUCCAGGGUCGUCUCCAUCACAUUGGGGAAGAAAUCAACAACAAAAAGCUGAACAUCCUCAAGAUACAGCAACAGCAGAAGCAGUUCCAGGCGAGGGGCCUGAACAGCAGCAUUCAGCAGGCUGAGCUUGAGUACCGUGUGGCCCUGGAGGAAUCCUCCAUGCUGACCUUGCAUCAGCAGCAGGCCCAGCUCCUGGCCCAGCUUGAACUCAGCUUGGCAGACCACCAGGCCAACAUGGAGAAGAGAAAAGCAAGCGAGCAAUCACAACCGCUCUUCUCGAGUCUCCAAGCGGGCCAGGACUACUCACUUUACACUCUCCACCAAUCACGAGGCAAGCAGAGCUGGGACUUCACAUUGGGCGCCAAUCAGAACGGUCGAGGAGCAGUAGUCCAACGAUGCUCAGAAGACAGUCAGAUGAGAGUAGGGGACAGGGUGCUGGAGUUGAACAGGGAGAACGUCACCAACUCACCGAUAGCCGAAAUCCUCCAGAGUUUAGGCAGCAAGUCACAGGCUCGGCUGGUGCUAAUGAGGGAAUCGGAUGAUGCGGACAGGGGACCAGACCUGGAGGAGAUGGAGAGGUUACACGAGCACCUGGAAGCAGUGGAAGGAGAUAAUAAUAGACAGAUGGAAGAAAUCAACAGGUUAAAGGGGUUUGAAUCUCAGGCAAGACAAGCAACUCAGUUACAAGUCAUGGUGCAGAAACUUCAAUCACAGCUCUCAGAUUCAGAGAAGCGGGCCGAGAAGUUGGAGGAGCAACUUGUGGCCAAGGACAAGGAGCAGAUCCUGAGGCAGCUGCAGGAUGACAAGCACCAACUACAGAUGGAGGUGAUUCGAUUGAAUGAAAAUGUUUGCCAGCUGGAGAACGCACUUGAUGAGAAGACAAGCGAGUUGUCUCAGGUCUGUCAGGAGAGGGACAGCGUCAUCGAGGAGCUGCUGAAUAAGGCAGACGAGAACAAGACGUCUUCCUCCCACCACCUCAUCAACGAGGCUCUAGAGGAGGGCUUACCGCUCUGGGAGGCGCUCAAGUCGGCCUCCAAGCCGGAGAUCCUGGAGGUCUUGCGUGAGGAGUUGGAGGAAGCCGGCCGUCAGAAGGAGUACUUGGACCAGCUGUAUACACUCAUGCUGGAAAGGGCUCCUAGCCUCUUAGCAGACCUAGAGGAGAAUUUUGAUGCAAGUGAGCUGUCGGACAAUGAGGAGUUUUGCUAGCAUGCAGUCACAGUGCAAUGAUCAGUGAGACGUUUGUUUUCUGCCAAGGAAGUUACAAAAUAAGCAAAUGGUCACCUGAAAUGCAAAGUACUGACCAUAGUGAAAUCAAAUGUGUACAAAUUCAAACAGAUUGGACUAAAAUGGAAUUGGUUGUGGGUAGUUUGUAUUUCAUUGUACUUAUUCAGAAUAGAAUUUAUCUUGUACAAAGGUGUAAAUGAUGAGAGGUCUACGAAAAAUUCAACACCAGCUGCAUAUUUGGUAGUGUUUAAUUUCAUUGUUUGUUGAGGGGAAAUUUUCAGUACUUAAGUACUUUGCCCAUGGCGUAUGCAAGUGACUACCAAAUCUAAUUUAUGAGGUGAGCAAACAGUAUUUAUGUCUGUAGCUCUUUCAUCUGAGAAUCAGGGCAGACUGUUUUAAAUUUACCGAGCACACAGUGCUUGUAAUAUUAUUUCUUUUGGAAGUUGUAUCUCUCCGAGAAGUAAAAUUGUUUCACCUACACCCACAAAGUAAGAUAGAUGUGUUUGUAAUGUUGUUUGUAUUACUGUAGCAUUUCCAUGCUCUCAUUUUUUGGAAGGCUGGGUUUCACAUUGUAAUUUGAAGGAAGCUGAUGUGUAUUCUUCCUUGUUGUGUGAUGGAUUUGUAAAGACUGUGUUGUGACACGUCAUGUAUCCUGUUUAUUUUCGAGGUUUUUGUUUUCAAAAUGGUGACUGGGUCAGAAAAAACACACACCUAAGUAUCUAAACUAGAAUGUCACACAUGGACAUCCAUAGCAGGUCCAUGGAAUAAGCGUAAUUGUUACAGCCAUCUCAGAUGCAAACAGUAGGCGAGCUGGAACAAAACCCUUUCUAUGAUUAUUUUUGCGUAGAAAGCAUUUGGUGUAGGGUAAGAAGUUCACUGUAUGUAACCACCCCUUUCUCUAAGCAGAGUAAUGUUUCUUGUUCUUGUAAGCUUAUUUGGCUUUAGUAACACCCUCUUUUUGUGAAAAGUCUUUUACAAGCUCAGUGGUUCUUGCUGAAUAUUGUUGGACACUUUCUCACACCUCUUUUUCAGUAGACAGAGUAAAUUGUAAAAGUUAAAAUGUACUCAUGAUGAGCAACUCCUUUUUUGAAGUACACUUAUAUGACUCAAUUUAAGACCAGUACUUUCACGGGUUUUCACAAAUGCAUUCUUUCAUUUUUUUUCUUAACAAGGUAAGAAAUUACUGGGACUUUAUAAGGCAGUGUUGAUUUUAAAUGCUUGCACAUGCUAAGCUGUUCACAACUCUUUUUGGCCCGUUCAUGUUGGUUGUGAGCAAUUUGACCUUAGGAACAAAUUGGUGCGAAAGAUUGAAUAGCCUGUCCAAGACAUUUUUAUGUAAUGGACGAAAUUCAAUGGCCACACAGAAUGGUUUUUGUAUUUCAUGUAUUCAUUUUGACCAUGUAUUAAUUUUUCAUUUAUCAUUUUACUGUUUUAUCACAUUUACAAGCAAAAACUAUAAUAGAACGCAGAAAAUUAUUUCAUGCAUAGUCCGUCCAAAUCAUUGGUGCAAAAUUUGUUGUUCUUGAAAUUGUAAAAUGGUUGUGAAUGUAUAUAUGAUUUUUGUAACUCAUAUUGGAAAUACAUCAGCCUCACAUUACUGUGUAAUUUGUAAAUAAAGGAAACCGUUAAUAUUCAGAUAUUGUUGUUCUAUAGAAAAAUCAA
Acanthaster planci (crown-of-thorns starfish) is the source of this 6005-nucleotide messenger RNA. RefSeq lists its product as uncharacterized. NCBI's taxonomy places the organism in Eukaryota, Metazoa, Echinodermata, Asteroidea, Valvatida, Acanthasteridae. Gene Ontology annotation, molecular function: protein binding. The record is from RefSeq and is a predicted model, not a curated record. Gene Ontology annotation, biological process: signal transduction.